AUGCUGCUACUGGGGCCCGCGUGGCUCCUGAACCCCAAUGCAGCCGGAGGGAAGCAAUUAUGAAGCCGUAGACAUUGGCAGGGAGAGUGGCCUCGAAUGGAUUUCCACUCCAAACCUCACUCACCCCGAGGCCUGGAGCCCAGGCUGAAGGUGGAGCCGAAGGCCAGGAAAAUCGGCCGGUCGCUCUCUUCAGGUUGCCUCUCGAGCCAGGCCCAGGCCCCGGCCCGAUGGGAGCGAGCGGCUUUGGUUUUCCGAGGCCGAUGA
Molecule: messenger RNA, 264 nt
Organism: Myotis myotis
Lineage: Eukaryota; Metazoa; Chordata; Mammalia; Chiroptera; Vespertilionidae
Source: RefSeq, a predicted model, not a curated record